UAUCAAACAUAAAAGAAGAAGAAGAAGAAAGCUUUUUAAAAUAGGUAAUAUUUUCAAGCACGAAUAAUAAACACACCAACAAACAGCCAUGUCUGUGAACUAUGCUGCCGGGCUCUCGCCGUACGCGGAUAAAGGUGUCUGCGGGCUUCCAGAGACGUUUGAUGGUCCUGAGGAGCUCAAGGUGAAGGCGGAGACCCUCGCUGAGCUGAUCAAAGAAUCUCAGUACCUGGUUGUUCACUCCGGAGCGGGAAUCAGCACCUCAGCAGGCAUCCCUGACUUCAGGGGUCCAAAGGGUGUUUGGACGCUAGAACAAAAGGGUGAGUCCCCUCACUUCAACAUCACUUUUGAGGAUGCUCGACCAAGCCUGACUCACAUGGCCCUCCUGGGACUGCAGAGGGCUGGGUACCUCAAGUAUCUCAUCAGCCAGAAUGUGGACGGCCUACACGUCCGAUCAGGCUUCCCGAGGGACUUGUUAUCAGAGCUUCAUGGAAACAUGUUUGUGGAGGAGUGUGAGAAGUGUGGCAGGCAGUAUGUGAGAGAAAAAGUGAUUGGUGUGAUGGGACUGAAACCUACAGGACGGUAUUGUGAAGUGGUACGAUCCAGAGGACUCCGGGCCUGCAGAGGAAAGCUGAUGAGCACAAUAUUGGACUGGGAGGAUGCUCUUCCUGACAAAGACCUGAACAAAGCUGAAGAUGCGAGCAGACGAGCUGACCUGGCACUUACACUCGGCACGUCCCUGCAGAUCAAACCCAGCGGUGACCUUCCACUCCUCACCAAACGCAAAGGAGGGAAAGUAGCCAUUGUCAACCUGCAGCCCACGAAACACGAUAAGCAUGCCUUCCUGCGUAUGAAUGGUUACGUGGACGAAGUCAUGAAACAGGUGAUGGAGAAGCUCGGAUUGGAAAUUCCAAAGUGGGAGGGUCCAACCAUAUGUGAGAGCGCCAAAGUCAGCUCUGAAGCCGCGACAGAUACCAAACCAGCACAUGCAGAUAAUGCAAAGGGUAAAGUGAAAAAGGAGCUGAUCAAAGAGGAGAGGAAAAGAGAGGCGAUAUCCCCAACGAACGAUGGGAGAGUCAAAGAGGAGACCAUUCCCGUAAAGAGGGAGAGAGCAGACUCCCCUGCAGAGAUACCUGAAGAGAAAUAGCCUCAGGUUGUUUUUGUGUUUUUAUCUCUACACAAACACAUCCAGAAAUAAACUUUAUUAGUGAGGGGGAUCAGUCGGUUGAAAUUAGGAGACAGGGUCUGCUGAUCUGACCCUGAAUAGACUCCUCUUGUAUUGUGGCAGUUUGUUGAUUGAAAAUCACAACAGACAUCACUUACACACAUUUUUAUUGGCUCGAGGAAUAAGGGCUCGAAAGUAGACCUCUUUAUGAAACUACAUUAGCGUAGUUGUUGAGUCCAAUCAGAUGAUGAGUUUAUGACACGUUCAACAUGCCCUGGUUAUUGUUUUGUCAAAGCCGUCUGAACAACGCAUAAAACCUCGUAAAGAGAAAACACCUCACAAUGGUGGUUUUCAACUUUCUCUAUAUCUGACUGUUUUUAAAAUAAAUCCUUCAAAGUAUGUGAGAUUUUGCUCAUCUCAUCCCUACUGUUUUAGCCUUUAAAGACACCUAGGUUCAAUUCUUCACAAAGAUAGAGAUUAAGAACGUCUCUAAGCCUGAUUUUAGGUGUAAACUGAUAUUUGAUUUGUUUUGUUUUAUCCUCAACAAAUAAAUUAGAAAUUAUGUCCUUCAAGCAUCAAAGUCUUGUUGAAUGCAAGAUUUCUCUUUCUGUAGUGAGAUGCGCAUUUUCCUGUUGUGCAAAAACGGAGCACCUGCAGCUGAUUGGCAGUUAGAGGACCACAUCUUUUUUUUUUUUUCAAUCUCAGGAAAAGACACACUACUCUGAGUAAAAAAAGGUUACUGUAUUGUUUUUUUUAUAUAUAUCUGUUUUUACAAUAAACACAAUAUGUUCUUGUAA
Messenger RNA from Labrus bergylta (ballan wrasse), 1959 nucleotides. It is a transcript of the gene sirt6, whose product is annotated as sirtuin 6. Gene Ontology annotation, cellular component: nucleus. The record is from RefSeq and is a predicted model, not a curated record. NCBI's taxonomy places the organism in Eukaryota, Metazoa, Chordata, Actinopteri, Labriformes, Labridae. Gene Ontology annotation, biological process: negative regulation of transcription by RNA polymerase II. Gene Ontology annotation, molecular function: histone H3K9 deacetylase activity, NAD-dependent; NAD+ binding; transcription corepressor activity.